Messenger RNA from Toxorhynchites rutilus septentrionalis, 2647 nucleotides. It is a transcript of the gene Noc2, whose product is annotated as nucleolar complex protein 2 homolog. Gene Ontology annotation, biological process: negative regulation of transcription by RNA polymerase II; ribosomal large subunit biogenesis. The transcript is spliced from 2 exons. Gene Ontology annotation, molecular function: transcription corepressor activity; histone binding. The record is from RefSeq and is a predicted model, not a curated record. Lineage: Eukaryota; Metazoa; Arthropoda; Insecta; Diptera; Culicidae. Gene Ontology annotation, cellular component: nucleoplasm; Noc2p-Noc3p complex; Noc1p-Noc2p complex. The coding region runs from base 148 to 2550 and encodes 800 amino acids.
CAACGCUGUUCGGAACUGUCAAAACAAACCGCACACCGUUCGGUCCGGUUGAAACGCACGUGUGUACAUUUCAUUUGCAACGUUGAUUGCUUGGUAUAUUUCUAUUUGAACAUAAUAUUUCCACUGUUUGUUUGAUCGAUCGAUAAGAUGAAGCCGAAAAAUAUCAAAACGAAAUCCGACGUGCAAAGCAUGUCGCUGGACACUUUCCUGGAUAAUAUGGACGCAGAUUUGGAGGACGGAGCCAGCGAAGCCGACGAGCAGGAAAAACCUCCCAAGAAAAAGAAAGCAAAACUACAAGAUAAGUCGAAACCGAAGAAGAAGCAACUGGUUGCGGAGGUGCCUCCCACAAAUGGAACUGCGGGUAAGAAGUCUAAAGACAAACGAAAGAAGAGUAAGUUGAAGGAGUCGGACGCUGAUGAGGCGGAACAUAUCGGCGGCCAGAAGGAUGUAGAGCGCGAACAUCAGCAGGCGUUGGAUAAACUGCAACAUACCGAUCCGGAGUUGUAUGCAUUCUUGAAGCAAAAUGAUAAGAAAUUGUUGAAAUUCGGCGGGAUGACACAAAGUGAUGAGGAUGCCACUGAUAGUGAAAAUGAGGAUGACGAUGCGGUGCAUGAGCUUCCAGAUAAACUGGAAGUUGCGAGUGAUGAGAGUGACUUCGAGGCGGAGGCUGAUGGGGAAGAAGAGAAAAAGGACGAUGAGGAUGAUGAUGAUGAGGAGGAGGAAACAGAGCAGCCAGGAGUGCAAACCAAAAUUACACUGAAGCUUUUGAAGAAGUGGACAAACCAGUUAACAUUACGUCCAAUGAAGAAGGUAGAGACCAUUCGCGCUGUUUGUAAGGCAUUUAACUCUGUGCUGGUCACGGUUACCGGUGAAACCAAUGUUAUCCCUGCCUACAAGGCAGAAGGAUCAGCCAUUUUUAACGGCGUUGUUCAACUUUGUGUCUUACAUCUUGGAAAUGCGGUGAAGGAUUAUCUUAACUUGAAAGACUCAAAGGAUUAUAAGAAUCUGAAGAAAAAUAAACGAUUCACUAAAGUGCAAGCUUGUUUGCGGAUGUAUUUGGUGGACUUGACGAAUCUACUGGAAAAUGUGUCCUCCAGUCAUAUAACGAAUGUUUUACUGAAGCAUUUGCAUCAAUUUUGUUCGUUUAUGGUGUGCUUCCCAAUAAUUACCAAACCAAUUCUGAAGCGCCUGAUCGUCAUUUGGAGCACUUCCGAGGAGGAAUCGAUCCGAGUGUUAUCUUUCCUUUGCAUUUUGAAAAUCACAUGCGGUCAAAUGCGCCGAUUUCUCAGCGAUGUGUUGAAAAAUAUGUAUUUAGCGUAUGUCAAGAAUAGCAAGUUCGUAAGUCCAAAUACGCUCCCGGGAAUUAACUUUAUGAGGCGCUCACUUACUGAGAUGUUCACUCUGGAUAUGUCCGUUUCCUACCAACAUGUUUUUCUGUACAUUCGUCAGCUCGCAAUUCAUUUGAGAAACGCGGUGAUCCUGCAGAAAAAGGACAGCUUCCAGUACAUAUACAACUGGCAGUAUGUCAACUCGCUGAAACUUUGGACGAAUGUAUUGGCGGUUACAUAUGACAAAAAGGAGUUGGAACCGCUCAUCUUCCCUCUGGUCAGCAUCGUCACCGGCGUUAUCAAACUGAUUCCCUCAGCACAAUAUUUCCCUCUGCGUUUUCACUGCUGCCGAAUGUUGAUUGACUUAUCCGCACGAACCCGAGUCUUUGUUCCGGUUCUACCGUUCCUCGUGGAGGUUCUCAAUUCAAACAGUUUCAACGAGGAACACAAGAAGCUUUCGAUGAAACCUGUCGAUUUGACCUGUUUGCUUCGGUUUGCUCCGGCUAAUAUUCAAGAGAACGGCUUCAAAGAUGCCGUAUUGGAUCAAAUCUACGAGUUGUCUCUAGAGCAUCUUGCUCACGAGUCCGCUUCUUUAUGUUUCCCGGAUUUGGCCGUGCCGAUCGUGACCGCUCUCCGGUCCUACUGCAAGUCCACCAAGGUGUACAAAUAUUCUCGAAAAAUAAAACAACUAAGCGACAAAAUUGUAGAGAAUGCCGCCUUCAUCGAGAGGGAACGCAAACUGGCUCCGGUGAAGUUGAACGAUUUGAGCGCAAUAGAAAGCUGGGAGGCAACUAGACAAGCCAAUGGCACACCUCUGCGGACAUUCUACGAGAGCUUCGCGCAGGAAAACGAAAAGAACAAGCGAAGACAGGCGAAUCAAUCGGAGGACAUCAACGAUUACGAUUUGCCUGAGAUUAAGAAGCCAAACAAAAAGCAAAAAGCUCCCCGGGAAGGACCCGUGGAGUUGUUCCCAUCGGACGAUGAAGAUGAGAAUGAGGUGGGUAUUGGGUCGGAUGAGGAGCUCAGCGAGACGCCCAAGAAGAAGGCCAAAAAGGAGAAGAAAGUGAAGACAGACGGCGCUCCAGAAAAUGGCGAAAAGAAAAAGAAGAAGAAGAAACAGAAACAGCUUAAUAGCCAGGAAGCGGAUGUCCCUCUGGAGAAGGUCGACCAGGGCGAGGCGGUGGAUAUUCUGAAAGAUUUAACUUUAGAUGAUUGGGAGUGAUAAAUCUCACUGCUAGUGAUCGUUUAUAGAUGUAACAUGAAAUUGUUUCCAACUGAUGAAACAUUAAAAAGCUAUUAAAAAAAAAUAACAAAUAAAA